AUGGAGAAUUUGCCUGAAUCGUUGUAUGUGGAUCCGAAAGGUGGUUCUAGCUCUAAUUCCGCCCCAAAGAACACCGCCAGACCACAACCACAACAGUUCUCGGCGUCUGAUCGUGCUGAAAUUCAGCAGUUGAUCAACUUGCUUAACCACCCUCAGACAAGAGCUGAGGCGAUUACGCAGCUCAACAGGGUGUACACGAGGCACAAGGGAAAAGGAGGUCGUGAGCUAGGGUUGCUACUAUGGAAUUCAAGAGACACAAUCUUUUCAUUGUUAGAGGAACUUUUGGGGGUGUACAAGUUGUUGUCGCCUCCUAAGCUUGGUAUGGGGGAAGCUACAAGAGUUUGUAAUGCACUUGCCUUGCUUCAGUGCGUUGCAACUCAUCCCGAUACAAGACUCGAACUUCUCAAAGCCCAUAUACCUGUAUACAUAUACCCUUUUCUCAACACCACUGAGAAACAACUUGUGCACUAUGAUUACUUGCGAGUUAACAGCUUAGGUGUCAUUGGGGCCCUUCUCAAGGAGCAAUGCCCAAAAACUGAUGAAAUCGUUCAUUAUCUUUUGCAAAGUGAAAUGGUUCCUUUGUGCCUCCGUUGCAUGGACGUGGGUAGCGACCUCACAAAAUCCGUUGCAGCAUUUGUGAUUGGUAAGAUUUUAGGUGAACCAGAAGGAAAGACCUACUGUGGGACAUUUGCAGAGAGAUUUUUUUCAGUGUCGAGGGCUUUGUCAAAAAUGGUGGAUGAGUUUUCUGGAAAGCCGUCACCCGCGUUGUUGAAGAAUACGCUAAUUUGCUACCUGCGACUCUCCGAAAUAUCGAGGUGCUGUAAUGUGUUGAAGAAACGCUACCCUGAGCGAUUGAGGAACCCCGUAUACCUCAACCAUGUCUGUGAUGGAAAUACUAGAGCUCUGGCUGAACAGGUGCUACAAAACAUCAUGGGAAGACAGCAAGUUGAACCUGUACCAGUGGAAGCCUUAGUUUCAGCCACGAGAUCCAUGCCCUAG
Molecule: messenger RNA, 999 nt
Organism: Lactuca virosa
Lineage: Eukaryota; Viridiplantae; Streptophyta; Magnoliopsida; Asterales; Asteraceae
Source: the annotation of a GenBank genome assembly